GUGAGCUCCCAAUCUGUUCUUCUUCCAUGCGUCUGUAGCUGGCACGCUCACCACACCAUAAUAUACGUCUCUCUGACAACACUCUUCCUCGAGCAGCUGCCAUUGUCUCACUUGCAUUCCCAUUCACUGCAGUCUUUCGUCUGGCAUCGCACCUUUUAGUGUGAAGAGUAGUUGGGAGGAGAGUGAAGAUGGGGUACUCCGGGUUGAGAAGGCUCUCGGUUGUAGUGUUCUUGUUCUUAGCUCUCGCCAAUGCCGGUCCGUCGUCGGCCGCCACGCUAGCUUUCUACAAUAAGUGCAGGGAGACCGUGUGGCCGGGUAUCCAGCCGAGCGCCGGCAAGGCCGUUCUAGCCCGCGGCGGUUUCCAGCUUCUCCCCAGUCAGGCCUACUCCCUCCGCCUUCCCGAGGGGUGGUCCGGCCGCGUCUGGGGCCGCCAGGGCUGCUCCUUCGACCCGGCCACCGGGCGCGGCCGGUGCGCCACCGGCGACUGCGGCGGCGUUCUCUACUGUAACGGCAUCGGGGGCGAGCCCCCGGCCACCCUCGCGGAGAUCACGCUCGGGGAGGGGCGGCAGCAGGACUUCUACGACGUCAGCCUGGUGGACGGCUACAACCUGGGCAUGUCCAUGGCCCCGUUCCGGGGGAGCGGCCAGUGCGGGCGCGCCGGGUGUGUCAGCGACCUGAACGAGGUGUGCCCGGCAGGCCUGGCGGUGCGCGCCGGCAGCGACCAUCGGGUGGUGGCCUGCAAGAGCGCCUGUUCCGCCUUCGGCUCCCCCCGGUACUGCUGCACCGGCAGCUUCGGCGGCCCGCAGCAGUGCAAGCCGACGGCGUACUCGAGGCUGUUCAAGGCGGCGUGCCCGCGCGCGUACUCGUACGCCUACGACGACCCCACGAGCAUCCUCACCUGCACCGGCGCCAGCUACCUCAUCACCUUCUGCCCUCAACGCUAAGCCUUGUGUUGUCCUCCUGCAGCACUCUUCGUUACCUUCGGACUUCAAAUGAUGAUCUCAGUAGGAUACUCCGAUGCAUGUCAUAUGAUCUUCCUUCUCCUUCCCACAAUGUGCCGCCAUGUACGUUCUUGUUAUUAUCGAAAGGCUUGCAGUCA
Molecule: messenger RNA, 1099 nt
Organism: Musa acuminata AAA Group (dessert banana)
Lineage: Eukaryota; Viridiplantae; Streptophyta; Magnoliopsida; Zingiberales; Musaceae
Product: thaumatin-like protein
Exons: 1
Coding region: 189-944 (251 amino acids)
Biological process (GO): defense response
Cellular component (GO): extracellular region
Source: RefSeq, a predicted model, not a curated record